Messenger RNA from Symbiodinium necroappetens, 1689 nucleotides. Lineage: Eukaryota; Dinophyceae; Suessiales; Symbiodiniaceae. The record is from the annotation of a GenBank genome assembly.
AUGAGUGAUGAGUCGACCUUCCGAGCAGACGAAGACAAAGAUGGCCUUCCAGAAGUUCUAAUGAAGGAGACAACUGCGGAAUGCUUCAACAUUCCCGUGUUCCGAGAGCAGUUGCUGCUUCACUUGCUGUCACCAUUCUGCAUUCCGUUCUAUUUGUUGAUGGGCAAGAGGGCAUUACUUUCAAACACCCAGACGUGGCCUUGUCCGAAUCUCGUGACGCUCUACUGGACAACAGUCCCAUUAAUCGUCUACGCCAACGCAAUGCUAUUUGUACUGUUCUACGACGAGUUCGAAAGGAAUGACAUUGGCGUUGCUGAGAUCGUGAUUGUGCCGUGCUUGGCCAUGUUCACACAUCGAUCCAUGAUCGCGUUGAAAUACAGCGGUCUUUCCCCGGAGGAGUACGCACUCUGGCUGAGUGCUCCCAGACAAAUUGCGGCCAAAUGGAGCAAGCAGAUGCAGCUCAUCUCCACGUGGCUGCCAGUGCCAGAUGAAAUCCUAGUGGCAGAGAUUGACAAGGCUUGCAAGUAUCAAGGUGCUGAUCUUCAUGAGAUUUUCUUCGAGCACGAUGUGCAGGAUGUGAGUAGUUGGAGAUGUUGGCAGGUGUGGGAGCAGAUGCUAGAAGGCCACUGCACCAACUCAGAGCUGAAAAGCUCAUCCUUGUGCCCCAAUCUCACACGUGUCCUCUCGCGAGAGACUAGCGUGAGCUUCUCGCGGGGCCUUCGACGGAUCAGCGCUCAUCAGCUCCUGUACACCUUGUACCGUCGUACUGCCGACGAAGUCGUCGAGGGCCAGCGAUUCAUCUCUGUAGGUUUGUUUGCGCUCUUUCCGGCCAUUUUCCCGAUUGCUUGGCGCUGUGUGAAGUGCACCAGCGAGCUAGGUGACGAAGUCGAUGCCGGAGAUAUUCUUGCAGCGGGCUUUGGAAGGCAUAGCUACGUCGUUUCCUACUGCGUGGCCCAAGCCGCUUUUAUUGCCUACUCGCACGGCGCCGUGUCGUCUGUUUUUGCCGUCAUCGCAAUUAUUCACUAUCGGCGCAUGCAGAUGGUGAUGGAAUCGGUGCAACAGCUGGCUCGGCGACUGCCCUGCCUGUACCCCAACUUGCCUCAGGUGCAGCUCUCAGGCCCGACAGCAGAAGCGAAUGUGCGGGCAGUGCUUGCCUGCUUCGAGACCGUUCUUCGAAUGGGAAGUCGAUACCAACACCGAGCAGACUCCUACAUUGGAGCGUUGGCUACAGCUUCGACUAUGGGUCUUGGCCUUGUCCUCAUCGGAGUGAUUUUAGGUGCACAUUCCCAGCUAAAUGCUGGGACAUGUGUGUGCCUUGUGAUCAUCAGUGGUGUUACAGUUGCGAUACACCAAAUGAUUCUUUACGGCCGCCUUGCGACUUGGGCUGCACACGCUCAGUUUAGACUUUCCGGAGCUUCGAGCUCUUCCAAGGCCAACGAAAACUUCGGCAAGCUGUCCAGCAACUUCUGCAGGGCUCGGUGGCGCAACUCCGUGACCGGUGAUUCCGAAGUGGGAGAUCAAGUGAUGAGCCUGGCCAUGGAAAGACUGGCCCUGCUUGCAGAAACCGAGCCCGUGACCGUUGCCUGCUUGAUCCCAACAGCCGACUUGGGAUACAGCAUCGUCUCCUUGGUGAGUACCUUCGUGCUGUACAUCCUGGGCAAGCUGCUCCAUGUCGAGCUUCCUCUUUGA